AUUGAACCUACCUACUAGGGUACCUGCCACUUUCAGCCCCACCACUCACCACCUAAACCAGCUCAGCAGCAGCAGCCAACAGCCAGCCAGCAGCUAUCACUCGGUAACAACUUCUCGUGAGACAAGGCCACCUUUCGACCUUUUUCACCAAUUUUCCCUCAUUUUCCCUUAAGACUCAUUUAUAACCCAAAAGCUUCAUUGCAACUUAAGACAGGAAUCUCUACCUGAUCUUCGUCUUUGAUACGUCGACAAUUACCACCAUCUGCAUAUAUCGACAACUACGUCAAUUUCUCCCCUUGACAACGCACAAACAUUUGGGCAUUGCUGCACUAAGUAACACUACACACACACACACACACACACACACACAAAAUAAUUUCCUUCCCGACGCUUCCACGAGCUGUUCGCCCAAGAUGACGCUCUAUUACUCGCUUGUAUGUUCCGCAUCCGCAAUCUUCCUUUGAAGCAUUCUCGAACAAGAGUCUAUCGAAUGCUGCUAGCUGUUGUGGCCCACGAUGAAUGUAUUCGACUUGCUAAUUUUGGACAACCAGGUCUUCGUGCUCCUCGUAGCGGAGAUGUCCCUCUUCAUGCUACUCGUCGUCCCCAUGCCAUUCACCUUCCGACGGAAGAUGUUUACCUUCCUUUCCGAAAACCCCGUCGUUGCUAAAUUACAGUAUUGGCUGAAAAUUACCUUCGUUUUUAUUCUUAUCCUCUUCCUAGACAGCGUUAACCGCGUCUACCGCGUGCAACUCGAGCUUGCCGCUGCCACCGACACAGCGAAGGGCACUGCAGCGGUGAUGGGCCACGAACGUCUCGAAGUUCAAGCCCGCAAGUUCUACAGCCAGCGGAACAUGUACCUGUGCGGUUUCACCCUGUUCCUAUCGCUGAUCCUGAACCGGACAUACACGAUGAUCCUAGAGGUUCUCCGGCUCGAGGAGAAGGUUAAGCAGUACGAGGGCACGGACCGCAAGACCAAGGAGAGCGAGAAGCUGGCCGAGGCCGGUAAGCCCGGCGAAAUCGCCCGCCUCCGUACCGAGAUUGAGAAGCGCGACCGCGAUAUCGAGACCCUCAAGAAGCAGGCCGAGGGCUUGUCCAGGGAGUACCACGACCUCUGCGAGAAGUAUGGCGAGACCCUACCUCCCGCUGGCACCCGCAAGGACAAAUAA
Molecule: messenger RNA, 1166 nt
Organism: Daldinia loculata
Lineage: Eukaryota; Fungi; Ascomycota; Sordariomycetes; Xylariales; Hypoxylaceae
Product: B-cell receptor-associated 31-like protein
Exons: 3
Coding region: 516-1166 (216 amino acids)
Biological process (GO): endoplasmic reticulum to Golgi vesicle-mediated transport; intracellular protein transport
Cellular component (GO): endoplasmic reticulum membrane; endoplasmic reticulum
Source: RefSeq, a predicted model, not a curated record